This is a messenger RNA of Spinacia oleracea (spinach), 2796 nucleotides long. RefSeq names its product G-type lectin S-receptor-like serine/threonine-protein kinase At1g11410. Gene Ontology annotation, biological process: recognition of pollen; protein phosphorylation. The record is from RefSeq and is a predicted model, not a curated record. Gene Ontology annotation, molecular function: protein serine/threonine kinase activity; ATP binding. Bases 237 to 2714 code for a protein of 825 amino acids. NCBI's taxonomy places the organism in Eukaryota, Viridiplantae, Streptophyta, Magnoliopsida, Caryophyllales, Amaranthaceae. The transcript is spliced from 8 exons. Gene Ontology annotation, cellular component: plasma membrane.
UGAAUAAAAAUCACAGGCCAGCGUUUUGCCAACAAAUGUUGAGCAUUUUUUGCAGAUAUUGGUCCUUUGAUCGAUCUCCAUCACUUGGUUGACAUACCAACUAAAACAUUGUGCAAAUAAAUGCAGCAACAAAGGAGAAUUAUAAGCGUUUCUCUGAAACACAUGUACACCUGAUCAACAAACAGGGUUGACAGUGUCUCUGAUCCUCGAUUUUUACAGUUCAACAAAAACAAAAAAUGAUUCUGAGAGCUCUGAUUGUGCUUCUUUCACUGCAGUUAUGUACUUCCAUUGACACUAUAACUCCAACCAGUCCGCUCAAAGCCGGUGAUGUACUGACAUCAAAAUCAGGAAAGUUCACUCUAGGAUUCUUCAGCCCCGGAAAUUCAACUCGAAGAUACGUCGGAAUUUGGUUCACUAGGGUGUCUGUACAGACUGCUGUUUGGGUUGCUAACAGAGACAAACCAGUCAAUGAUUCAAAUGGGAUCCUUUCGAUCAACGAAGACGGGCAUCUUACAAUCAAAUCUGGGAAAACUGUUAUAUGGUCAUCGUAUAUUUCAGUUCCAGUGAACAAAAUCAACAGCACCUCAUGUCAAUGUCAGCUCCUAGAUUCUGGGAAUUUAGUCUUGAAUACUGAUAAUGGAAAAACUUUGCUGUGGCAGAGUUUUGAUCACAUAACAGACACUUUCCUACCAGGAAUGAAGCUCGGGUUGGAUAAAAAAACCGGGUUAAACCGCUAUUUAACCUCUUGGAGAUCAAAAGAUGAUCCAAGUCCUGGGAAUUUCUCCUUUCGGGUUGACCCAAGUGGGUCUCCUCAGUUCUUCUUGUAUCAAGGGUCGGACCCGGUUUGGCGGUCUGGUCCUUGGGUAGGACAGAAAUGGAGUGGUGUUCCAGAUAUGACGCGUGCUUAUAUCUUCAACUAUAGCUUUGUCAGUGAUGCAAAUGAGGUUUCUGUAACCUACAACGUUCUCAGUGAUUCAAUCAUCACAAUCUUUUUGGUAGAUGGUGUUUCAGGAACAGUUCAGAGACGAACUUGGCAUGAUAAUACUAAACGAUGGACCGAGUUUUGGUCUGCUCCGAAGGAGUUUUGUGAUCAGUAUGGGGAGUGUGGUCCUUUUGGUAGCUGCAAUUCAAACAGCGGCAAUCAAUUUCAGUGCACUUGUUUUCCUGGGUAUCAACCAAAAUCACCACGAGAUUGGUACCUGAGAGACGGUUCACAAGGUUGUGUAAGAGAAGAAAACAGGUCAAUGUGCAAAAACAGAGAAGGAUUCUUGAAGUUAGCAAGCGUCAAGUUGCCUGAUACAUCAAAAGCUGUGGUAAACAAGAACUCAACGUUGAAAGAGUGUGAAGAAGAAUGCUUGAAGAACUGUUCUUGUGUAGGAUAUACGAGUGCAGAUGACAGUGGUGGAGGCAGUACUGGCUGCAUUUCACUCUAUGGUCAGUUGACAGAUACCAGAAUGUAUUCCAGUGGGGGCCAAGAUGUAUACUUUCGGGCCGAUGCAGUUGAGUUAGCAAAAUAUGAAAAAUCGAAAGGCCUUUUUGCAAAUAAAAAGCUGGAAAGAAUUGUCAUAGGGCUUCUGGUACCAACAUCCACAUUAUUGAUCUUCUUUGUGGGGUUUUGGGUGCACCGGAAGAUAAGUAAAGAGCGGGAAGAAGCAGCUGAAAGGUCCCUUUGGACGAAAGAUGCUGACGACAGUGAUGCGAGUUCAGAACUGCCCUUCUUUACUCGUAGCGAAAUAGUUGCAGCUACAGACAAUUUCAGUUGGACUAAUAAGCUUGGAGAAGGUGGCUUUGGAGCAGUGUACAAGGGCCGAAUGAAAAAUGGGCAAGAAAUUGCUGUGAAAAAACUGGCUCCAAAUUCAGGACAAGGUAUACAGGAAUUUAAGAAUGAAGUUAGACUGAUUGCUAAACUUCAGCACAAAAACCUUGUGAAGAUGUUAGGGUGUUGCAUUAGAGGAGAGGAGAAGAUGUUGAUCUACGAAUUCAUGCCAAACAAAAGCUUGGACUAUUUCAUUUUCUAUGAGGAGAAUAAGGUGUCUUUGGAUUGGAAAAAACGCUUUGACAUCAUAAUGGGGAUUGCUAGAGGGAUGUUGUAUCUUCACCAAGACUCGCGGUUAAAGAUCAUUCAUAGGGACAUGAAAGCAAGCAAUGUCUUGUUGGAUAAAGACAUGGUUCCCAAAAUUUCAGAUUUUGGCAUGGCUAGAAUAUUCGGAAAUGAACAAGUACAAGUAAACACCACCAGGGUGGUUGGAACCUAUGGGUAUAUGGCACCAGAGUAUGCAUUGGAGGGAUUGAUGUCAGUAAAAUCGGAUGUUUUCAGCUUCGGAGUCUUGUUACUGGAGAUUAUUAGUGGUAGAAAAAACUCCGGCUUUUAUCCUGACAAUCCUUCUAUCAAUUUAGUUGGACAUGUUUGGGAGCUUUGGAAAGAAGGAAGAUCAUCAGAGAUUGUGGAUCCAUAUUUGAAAGGAGAAGCUGAUAUUGAGGAACUUUUAAUAUGCAUACAAAUUGGACUGUUAUGUGUGCAAGAACGUGCAGAUGAUAGACCAACAAUGUCAGAAGUAGUGUUUAUGUUGAGCAACAAAGUCGAACUUCCUUCUCCGAAUCAGCCUGCGUUUGUCCAUAAAGGACGUUACCAUGAUGCAGAUCCAUCAUCGUCAAGUGCUGGAGCUUAUUCAGUAAAUGAUCUCUCGGUUACUUUCAUUGUUGAUGGUCGCUAAGACGCUAAGCUCGUUCGGUAUAACUGUAACUUUUCGAUUUUUGGUUUUUUGUUUUUCAAAGUCAAUGGUAUAAAUUUAGAUU